This is a messenger RNA of Empidonax traillii (willow flycatcher), 1538 nucleotides long. Its product is annotated as membrane progestin receptor gamma-B-like. The transcript is spliced from 4 exons. NCBI's taxonomy places the organism in Eukaryota, Metazoa, Chordata, Aves, Passeriformes, Tyrannidae. The annotation marks the transcript as partial. The record is from RefSeq and is a predicted model, not a curated record. Gene Ontology annotation, cellular component: membrane. Gene Ontology annotation, molecular function: signaling receptor activity.
GGUCUGCUCUGGCCUACUCAGCCUACGUGUUCCCCCUGGAAUGGGUGGGCACCACCUUCCACCACUGCUACGUCCCCCUGGCCGUGUUCAACACCGUGGUCAGCACCAGCCUGUCCUGCUACUCCAGGUUCCUGGAGGUGGAGAGGCCCCGGCUCAGCAAGGCCUGGCGCACCCUGGCCUUCGUGUACCCCUACCUGUUCGACAGCAUCCCCCUCUUCUACAGGCUGUACCUGUGUGCCCUGGAGGGCUGCUCAGAGGGCUCCAUCCUGCUGCACUACAAACACACGGGCUGUGCCCUCCUCACCUGCUUCAUCUUCGCCACCCACCUGCCCGAGCGCCUGGCACCGGGCACCUUCGACUACAUCGGGCACAGCCACCAAGUUUUCCACGUGUGUGGGAUCCUGGGGACGCACUUCCAGAUGGAGGCCAUCCUGAGGGACAUGGCUGAGAGGCACAGCCAGGUGCUGCUGCCCUCCUCCCUGCAGACCCUGUGCUCCGUGGGGGUGUGCGUGACCGGCAGCCUCAUCGUCAUCGGCGUCAGCGCCGCGUCCCUGCCCCUCAUCCCCGAGCCUCUGCACAGGGACAAACCCCACUAGGGCUGGGGACUGGGGGCAUUCCUGCUGCUCCACCCACACCCAGCACGGUGCUGGUGUGCAGGAGGAGCCUGUUUGCUCCCAGUGUUUACUGAUGAUCUUCUCACGGGCUCGAGGAGCUGCACUGGUUUUACCCGCUGAGCUUUGACGCUGCAAACGGGUUGGGAGACGCUUUAAAUCCAGUUGUUAUCCCGGGGAAGAUGUAAAAUAUCCUGAAUUUUAUCUGGAGAAAGGGGCAGGAGCGCUGCCGCUUCCCAAAGCAGUGGGGAUUCGCUGGGUGUGCCUUAGGGAGGGGUCACAGGGAAUGUGGUGACACCGAUGGCACCACUUUGGAGGGAUGGCCACAACCCCCAGGGGGGCACGAGGGCUCCCUGACUCCUCCUCUCACCUUCCAAGGGGCAUCAUUGUGGAAUUUGAAGCCUUAAAUAUCCACCUCACACGGCCUUAAACCCCACCUCAGUGCCUGACAGACGUGGGAUUGGGGGACUGGUUUCAAAUGAGCUGGUUCGGAUCAAUACCUGGAAAAAGGGAUUCUGGAAGGCUCAGGAUCCGUGGGCUGUUCCUCCAGAAUAGCUGGGUUUGGGGUCUAAAUCUGGCACAAAGGGUAGUAAUUCCUGGGGGAGAGCUGAGCUCCCAUGUUGGUAAAGCAAUUCCAUCCUUUCCUGGGUGUUUCUGGAUGGCCCCUGGGAUGGAGGGGCUGACACGGGAGAGCCAAACCUUCAAACCCCUCUGGGCUUUGGGGUCACUCACGGGGGAUAAUGUUUGGAAUGUUCUGUUGGAUGAGGGGUUGGGAUGGGGGGGUCCAGGAGGGUGAACCACCAGCAGAGCAGGGAGUGGCAUCUGGGCAGGAUUUGGGAUUAAAUACCCAGGGGAUCAAACCCCUGGGAUUUUAAAGCAUUCCCAGGGUUAUCCCUCUGCUCCUGCUCCUUGCUUCCCUUUCCUGCU